AUGAACCAUAAAAUUGAACUGCAAAAGUUGCAUUCAGAUGACGAAUUAUUUUACAGAAUCAAAAUCUUUGUCAAUGACCUUUUAACUUUUAGCGAUUCGGAAGAUGCCAGAUUUCGUUUGGAAAAGGAUCCCAUGGCUAAAUUUUUCUUCUCAAAUGAAUAUUUUAGCGGAAAAGAUAUUAAUUAUCUCCUUGAUUUUCCAACCGCCUCGGGACUUUCUGUUUCCGAACUUCUUAGUGUAGAAUUAUCAAAUAAGCACAAAGUAUGUUCAUCUCAUGAACUGGCGCCUCUUUUACAAGAGAUUUUUGGAAUACAACAAAGUUUCCAAAAAGAAAAAGAUUAA
Molecule: messenger RNA, 342 nt
Organism: Rhizophagus irregularis DAOM 181602=DAOM 197198
Lineage: Eukaryota; Fungi; Glomeromycota; Glomeromycetes; Glomerales; Glomeraceae
Source: RefSeq, a predicted model, not a curated record